CAGUCGGUGUCGUGCGUGCAAAGUGGGGGGAUUGGAUGAUGGCGAGAAGAAAGCGAGUUUUGAAAUAGAAUCCCGCAGUGUUUUAUUCAUAUUCUUCAAGUGAUAAUCUCUCGAUGGUGUUGUAUGAACAGAGGUGAACAACUCCAAAGUGUUUUUGACUAAAGAAAUUUGUCACAAAAUAGGGAAAAUCAGUGAAAAUUGAGAUAGAAAAAGUGGAUAGUGAAAUAUUGGAGGUUAGGGUUUUUUGACAGUCAUCAUGGACUUUUGAAUCCGGGAGUUGGAGAAAUCACGGAAAAACAGUGACUUUGGAAGGCAGCAGCAAGGUGAAUUUUUGUGAAUAGCCAAAGAGGACACAGAUGAUGAGGUUGAGUUGAGAGGAGGCCAAUCAAAUUCAACUUCCCAGUGGUGCAUUUUGGGUGGGAAUCAAUAUUUUUCUGGGAGAAUGGGACUGCCAAGGUUCCGGUGAUGAGAUUUUGGGGCGCGCUCCUGACCUGCGUUGCCCAAAGCUUCUGGUGUAGUGGACACAUUGACAGAGCAUUUAAUCAGCUGCAAAUUAGUGCUGCUUUGUGAUUUUUUUAUACUGAAUUUUUAGAGGUAACUUUUUUGUAACGCAAAACAAAACAGAAAAACUUAGCACAAGGCUUGUGGCAUUUAAGGUGAUUUAGAGAAAAGUGAAUUUUGUGUGAAGGGGGGAAAUUGAAGAAGUGGGAAUAAGGUGAUAAAAUGAUCUCACUGAAGAAAAUCCACGCGGAUCAGCUGCUGAAGGUGGCUCUGGUGCUGAGUUUGCUGCGAGUGGAUCCUUCGAACUAUCUUGAAUAUGGCUGGGAGUCGCAGCUGGCGGCACUCCAUGAUGGUGAUGGAUGGCAGCUGGAAUUGCGGGCAGCUACACCAUUCACUGACAUCACCCACUACUCAAAUCGAAAGGCUGUGAUACCCCUGAUUGAGGAUCUUGUCCGAUUCAAUCACAAUUCCAACGAUGUGACUGCCUAUCUGCUCAAUUCCGUCCACUCCAACAACACCUCACCCAGUGGGCAGAAUUUCACGGGAUCUGCCGCAGCGAGUGCGUCAGAGACUCCGGCAACAUCCAACGCCACUGUGGGUCAAAGACCUUCAGGUGAGGAGAGUCAGCCGGCAGCCAGUGUCGAAUUGGAUGAACUCUUCCUCAAUACAGCUCCCUUUGCCGACUCUGCAUCCAUCUUUGACGAAAACCUCGCGAAUCUCACGGACUUUGGGGAGACUAUAGCCCAAGUCUAUCCCUAUCUUGGUUUGCCGGCCAAAGAUGAACUCCUCCUGGAUUCCCUGAUGCCCCCAGAACCGCCAACUAUUGAUGAACUUGCACUCAUCGGUGCAGCUUCGAACUAUGGCAUGCCAGAAUCCCCAUCUGUGGAUGAUCUGGUGGAAUGGGAGGAUUUCUACAGCAACAGAACAAUAGUUAAAAGUGAACCAAAAGAUGAGCCCGAAUCUCCAGCUUCAGACACGCUGGAAGCAGCUGAUGCAACCGUCAAAAGUGAUACCGAAGACUCUGAGUCAUCAUCGUCUGUUGUGCUGACGCCUGAGGAAAGCGAAUUGAUUGAAGUUCUUUGGAAGCAAGAUGUUGACUUGGGCUUCUCACUGGCGCCUCCAUCGACCUCCUUGAAGAAGGAAGAGAGUCACAGUGCUGAGGAUGAUGCUGAAAAACUCAACGCACUGCUCGAGUUGAAAAAUGAGAAAUCCGAGGACACGGAGAAGGAUGAGGAGUUCGAUCAUGAUUGGCCCAAUUUGCCAAUUGAUGCUGAAACAGGUGAAUACAUCCAGAAGCUACCCCUUCAAUUGGAUGAUUCCCUGCUUCAGGAAGCUCUUCAUCAACUAGAUGACCUCUCGGCAGAACAAGAUGCCCUUAAGGAUGAUGCUUUUGAUUUCGAACCCAAGCGCGAACCAUUGGAUUCUGCAUCAUCGGCUGGCUUUGGCUCAGAUGUGGGUGACGAAGUGAAGUCACCGUUGGAUAGGGAGGAAUCCUUUGACUUGUCAGAGGCUACAAUUAAAAGUGACGACACGAAUGAAUUAGAAGAACUCCUCUGCGAUAUGAUGAUUCAAAGUUCCAGCACUACUUUCCAACAUCCACGGGCAGUUCAGGGCUACGGACAUGGUGUUAAUUCCUUCCGUCAGUCCUCCUACCAUCACCAGCCUCGUGUACCGCUCAGCCGGGCUGUGUCGAUGGAGCAACGCUGGCAGGACUUGGCCAAUUUGUUGAGCUUGUCGCCGGGAAUGGGAGUGGGAAUGGGUGUCGGUGAUAUUCCAUCGCAUCCACAUUAUUCAUCUCACUACCCCUAUCAGUCAUCUGCUCCAUCAAUUCCGCAGCACAGUCAAUUUUCCCAUCCACACUCCCAUCCAGCAGUUCUGCACAAUGCAUCACUGUCGGAUUUGGGAGCCGCCGGACAACCCCAUUAUGGGCCCAAUUUGGGCUCUGCCGUAGCCUCAAGUAUGCACCUCACAAAUUCCAGUCCAGAAACUGAUGGAGGUGCUUCGGGUUACAAAAUGGACCCAGAUAUCCUCUACUACUCCAAUGCCUCAUCAGAAAUCAACUCCACCACGGAUGGAUUUCUCAAUUCCAUCCUCAAUGAUGAAGAUCUGCAGCUGAUGGAUAUUGGGAUCAAUGAAGGACGCCAAUACUAUCAAGGCAUGUACACAAUGCGAAUGCUGGACCACAAUUCGACAUCAAACAAUUCAACGGCAACUAAUGGGGGUCUGGGAAGCAGCAUCAAUGGGGCUGCUGGAGGAUUGGGCAAUAGUGGAGCAUUGUUGGGUAUGCAGACCAAUUUGAAUGGAUUGGGUGGUCUCACGGGAGCCCACGGAGAUAGAUUGGAUACAUCCAGUGAUAGUGCAGUGAGUUCUAUGGGAUCAGAGAGGGUACCAUCGCUCUCGGAUGGCGAAUGGGGUGAUGCUGGAAGUGAUUCGGCCCAGGAGUACCAGAGCAAGUAUGGGGGUCCCUAUGACUACAGCUAUAGUGGGAGAUUGGGAGAGACUGGGGGUAGACAGCCUCCAGUGGCUCAAAAGAAGCACCAUAUGUUUGCCAAGCGGUACUUCCAGGAGCAAAAUACUGGCACAGUUCCUCCGUCUCUGGGAGCUCAAGCUGGUCCAGAGACAAUGCCACCGGCAAGUGGCAUUAAGUAUGAGUACGAUCAGUACGCUAUGGGGCCUCAAGGGGCGUCAGGAGGAGGAGGAGGAGGAGCUCAUGGGCUUGAUGCGGCUGCCAUGGGUCCAGCAGCUCCGCCACUGAUGAAUGCCAAGAGUCACCAUUUGGCUCCACCGUUGGAAAUCAAAUAUUCCUGCUCGCACGAUUUUGCAGCUCGUCAGGCUCGUGGACAUCAUGAUCUCGUGAGUCACAAUCACACCUAUACCCUGCCCCAGAGCAGUGGAGUCAUCCCCAAGCCACAGACGAGAGACAAGAAGGCACACAAAAAGUCCGAGGAUGAACAUUUGACGAGAGAUGAGAAACGCGCAAAGGCACUUGGAAUCCAACAGAUUCCCAUGCCCGUCAAUGACAUCAUCAAUCUGCCCAUGGAUGAAUUCAACGAGCGUCUGUCGAAGUAUGAACUCAGUGAGACGCAAUUGUCACUCAUCAGGGACAUCAGGCGCAGAGGGAAGAACAAGGUGGCGGCUCAAAAUUGCCGGAAGCGCAAAUUGGACCAGAUCCUCUCACUGGCCGAUGAGGUAAAGGAGGUGAGACAGCGCAAAACGAGGCUGAUGAACGAAAGGGAUUCAGCAUUGAUGGAACAAAAGAGAGUCAUGGACAAGUUUACAGCACUCUACAGGCAUGUUUUCCAGUAUAUGAGAGAUCAGGAUGGAAAUCCCUACUCCUCAUCCCAGUACAGCCUCCAGCUAUCAGCAGACGGCUCAGUCUAUCUUCUGCCGCGCGAACCGAAGACGGAAGGUGGUUCAGGUUCCGGAGGCAGUAGCCAUGGUCCACCUGGUGGUCACCAUCCGCACCAACAAAAGGAAUAGACGUCGCCAGGAGGGCGUCUCUAGCCUCAAUUAGCGUCCACUCGGCGAACAAAGUGCCGGGAAUUCUGCAGAAAUGCUUUGACUGACAACCUUCUGCUGACAACAAAGAUCUUCUCGGAUCUCACGGUGAAGAUAGGAGUCUUCUCUGGGAUUUUGGGGCAAAAAGAAAAAAAUAUAUAAAGCUAUUACAGGAAUAAAACAGACAUUUCUGCGCGCAUCAAUCACACCGAGAAAUAAAAAAAAUCUGAGUGGCAAAAAGGAAAAUACAAAAAAAAAUCAUUUUAUCAAAUUUGCGGAGGGGAAUUUUAUGGACAGAGAAGAAAGUGUUGGGAGGGGAUUGGAAAGGAUAAAGGGGGGAUGAAUUGUAAAGAUGGACGAUAAUAUUGUACUUGUGACUUCAUAUUGUAAUAUUUUAGCUACAAUAUUCUAUAUACUGUAGUGUUGGGUUAAACAGAACAAGAAAAAAAAACAAAACAUGGGAGGCAAGAGGAAGAAAGAGAUUUAGUGUGUAGGGAUUUAUUUUAUUAUUUAAGUUGCAAUCAGCCUGAUGAUGAGAGGAGAGUGUGCUAAGUAUAAAUGUACUUCUUUAGGAGUUUAGGUUCAGACAAAGUCAGGUGAAGAUCAGUGAGAGAUAGAUUUUUUCUUACUGGGAAAAAAAUGGUGAUUUUAUUUGGUAUGAAGAUAAAAAACUUUUUUAGUUCUUCAACUUUCUAAUCUGUUAAGCUAUUGAGAAAACAAAAUGAUUAAUUUUCUUAUUUAAAAAAAAAACUGGAUGGUGAUUAGAUGAAUUAUAAUUUCGUUUUGUAAGAGAGAUUGAGGUUUCGAACCACUGAACAAUAACUGCAAUUUUUUUUUGAACUCUUGAUGAAUUUUCUUGAAAAUUUCAAAUUCCGAGUGAUUUUUAUUGACUUGCCUAAAAAAAUAUAAUAAAAAUAAAUAAAAAAAAGAAAAUUGAACUACAAAUAUUUCUAAAAGGCAACGAUUUAGUGAGUUUAGCGCCUCUUUCGCAUCUUAACUUUGUAAAUAGUAUCUUCUCUGUUUUUUUCAAUAAGAAAAAAGAUCAACUAAUUCUUCUAGUGAAUUUAUUUUUCACAAGCAUUUUUUUGUUUCUAACAGAAAAUUUUUUAAGAAAAAAAACAAGCAUCGGGAAAUCUGGGAGGGAAAGAUUAUAUUACUUUUUUUCUCCGAGCACUAGAAAAAGAAAAAACAGAACAAUUUUUGUAGAAGGAAGGAAGAAAAAAAUGGGAAAAUUCUUGUGGAAAGUCAGAGUGUGAAUGUUGAGAGAAAAGUGCAGAGGAAAAAAUAUACGAGUUAAUUGUACCAAUUGGAUUUGUAUAAAAAAAUGGAAAAUAUUAAGGAAAAAAAAAAAAACAACUAAGUAGCAUGGGAUGAAAGGAAUUUAAUUAAACCAAAAUAUCUUAUUAAAAAAAAAAUAACUGUGUUGAGAUUUCAUGAGAAAAAAACACCAUUUAAAUUAAAUUAAUGUAAAACAUUUA
Phlebotomus papatasi is the source of this 5477-nucleotide messenger RNA. It is a transcript of the gene cnc, whose product is annotated as segmentation protein cap'n'collar. Gene Ontology annotation, biological process: regulation of transcription by RNA polymerase II. The record is from RefSeq and is a predicted model, not a curated record. Gene Ontology annotation, cellular component: nucleus. The transcript has 11 exons. Gene Ontology annotation, molecular function: RNA polymerase II cis-regulatory region sequence-specific DNA binding; DNA-binding transcription factor activity, RNA polymerase II-specific. Lineage: Eukaryota; Metazoa; Arthropoda; Insecta; Diptera; Psychodidae. The coding region runs from base 724 to 3981 and encodes 1085 amino acids.